AUGGCGACUGCGGUGGUGGCGGCGGCAGCCGAUCCCAUCCGUAAGCAACCCCGUCCGGGCCGGGGCGGGUUCGAAGCCCACGGACUCUCCGAAGAAGAGGCCCGCGUCCGCGCCAUAGCCGAAAUCGUCGGCUCCAUGGUCGACCUCUCCCGCCGAGGCGAAACCGUCGACCUAAACGCCCUCAAAACCGCCGCGUGCCGCAAGUACGGCCUCGCACGUGCACCGAAGCUGGUCGAGAUGAUCGCCGCGCUUCCGGAAUCGGACCGCGAGGCGCUGCUUCCGAAGCUGAAAGCCAAGCCGGUCCGAACCGCCUCCGGAAUCGCCGUCGUGGCCGUGAUGUCGAAGCCUCACCGGUGCCCUCACAUCGCCACCACCGGGAAUAUUUGCGUGUACUGCCCCGGUGGGCCCGAUUCGGAUUUUGAGUAUAGUACUCAGUCUUAUACUGGAUACGAGCCUACUAGCAUGCGCGCAAUUCGAGCCAGAUACAACCCGUAUGUUCAGGCUAGAGGUAGGAUAGAUCAGCUGAAGCGAUUGGGUCACAGUGUAGACAAGGUUGAGUACAUUUUAAUGGGUGGUACAUUCAUGUCGUUGCCAGCAGAUUACCGUGAUUACUUUAUUAGAAAUCUUCAUGACGCAUUAUCCGGCCAUACUUCUGCCAAUGUUGAAGAGGCAGUUGCAUACUCUGAGCAUGGGGCUACUAAAUGUAUUGGAAUGACCAUUGAAACGAGGCCAGAUUACUGCCUUGGACCUCACUUGAGACAAAUGCUUACUUAUGGUUGUACACGAUUGGAGAUUGGAGUUCAAAGUACAUAUGAGGAUGUGGCUCGUGAUACUAAUAGAGGUCACACAGUAGCUGCAGUGGCUGAUUGUUUCUGCUUGGCAAAGGAUGCUGGUUUCAAGGUUGUUGCACACAUGAUGCCUGAUCUUCCAAAUGUAGGGGUUGAGAGAGACAUGGAAAGCUUUCGUGAAUUUUUUGAGAGCCCCUUGUUCAGAGCAGAUGGACUUAAAAUUUAUCCAACACUUGUAAUCCGUGGAACUGGACUUUAUGAGCUCUGGAAAACUGGAAGGUAUAGAAAUUACCCACCUGAGCAACUUGUGGACAUAGUAGCCAGAAUCCUAGCCAUGGUACCCCCUUGGACACGUGUUUAUAGAGUUCAGAGGGACAUUCCAAUGCCUCUAGUUACUUCUGGAGUAGAGAAAGGAAACCUUCGGGAGCUUGCUUUAGCUCGGAUGGAAGACUUGGGCUUAAAGUGUCGUGAUGUUCGAACACGAGAAGCUGGAAUUCAGGACAUACAUCACCAAAUUAAGCCGGAUGAAGUGGAACUUGUUCGUCGUGAUUAUACAGCAAAUGAAGGUUGGGAAACAUUUCUUUCAUAUGAAGAUACACGCCAGGAUAUUCUAGUUGGGUUGUUGCGAUUAAGAAAAUGCGGCAGAAAUACUUCCUGUCCUGAACUCAUGGGGAAGUGUUCUAUUGUUCGUGAACUUCAUGUUUAUGGGACUGCUGUUCCAGUUCAUGGGCGGGAUGCUGGCAAGCUGCAGCACCAGGGCUACGGUACACUUUUGAUGGAAGAAGCAGAGCGAAUUGCUAGAAGGGAGCACAGAUCAACCAAGAUCGCUGUUAUUUCAGGAGUAGGAACUCGUCACUACUACAGAAAAUUAGGAUAUGAACUUGAAGGGCCAUACAUGGUUAAAUAUCUUGACUAGACUAAAGAGUUUCUGUAACACAGUUUUGUAACAUUAGCCAAUAUAGUUUCAGAUACACGGUCAGUUUGUACGAGUUUGAUUAUAUUCAGUGUGCGUGUUUUACUC
This is a messenger RNA of Fragaria vesca subsp. vesca, 1809 nucleotides long. Its product is annotated as elongator complex protein 3-like. Lineage: Eukaryota; Viridiplantae; Streptophyta; Magnoliopsida; Rosales; Rosaceae. The transcript has 9 exons. Bases 1 to 1704 code for a protein of 567 amino acids. Gene Ontology annotation, cellular component: elongator holoenzyme complex; cytoplasm; nucleus. The record is from RefSeq and is a predicted model, not a curated record. Gene Ontology annotation, molecular function: acyltransferase activity, transferring groups other than amino-acyl groups; iron-sulfur cluster binding. Gene Ontology annotation, biological process: tRNA wobble base 5-methoxycarbonylmethyl-2-thiouridinylation.